AUGGCGGAUGGGUUGUAUUUCCUGGAAACAGAAGAAGGUGAGAUCUACCAAACCUUCUGCGACAUGACCACCCACGGAGGUGGCUGGACCCUGGUGGCCAGCAUCCACGAGAACAACAUCUAUGGGAAAUGCACCCUGGGCGACCGCUGGACCAGCCAACAGGGCAACAACGCCAAUUACCCCAAAGGGGAAGGGAACUGGGACAAGAACACCACGUUCGGGACUGCGGUGGCUUCGACCAGCGACGACUACAAGAACCCUGGCUACUACGACCUUGAGGCAAGGGACAUGGCCAUAUGGCACGUCCCCAACAACAGCCCCAUGCGGGAAUGGCGGGGGUCCGCUAUCUUGAGGUACCACACCGAGACGGGCUUCUUGGCCACGGAAGGAGGCAACCUUCUCCGGCUCUACCAGCAAUACCCAGUGACGUACGGCAUCGGCAGCUGCCCGGCAAACAAUGGCCCAGUUGUGCCUGUCGUCUAUGACACUGGAAACGAGAAGCAGACCGCCUUCUACUACUCUCCAAAUUCGAGAAAUGAGUUUGUUGCUGGAUAUAUACAGUUCCGGGUGUUUAAUAAUGAGAAGGCCGCCAUGGCUCUUUGCGCAGGAAUCAAAGCCACCGGUUGCAAUACGGAGACGUUUUGUGUCGGUGGCGGAGGAUAUUUCCCCGAAUCCAGUCCGCGGCAGUGCGGGGACUAUACCGCUUUCGAAUGGGACGGCUACGGUUCCCAUUCAGGCUGGAGCGUCUCCAAAGAGUUGCUGGAGUCUGCGAUGCUCAUCUUCUACCGAUGAGUCUCUCAUGGAAGGUGGAGACCCUUCGAAACAAAGGCUUGCUCUGAGUUGUAAAAGGAAUGCAGCUUGGCCCCCUGGCUCAAUGCUUUGGAGUCUUGGGAGUUGUAGUUUGGAAAGGCACCUGCACUCUUGGGCAGAAAAGAACUCAGGAAACGACAACUCCCAGAUCCUCAAAGAACUUUGAAAACUACAACUCCCAGGUUCCCAAAAGACCCUGGGAAACUACAGCUCCCGGGAAUCCAUAGCCUUGAGCCAUGGCCAAUCCAAGUAGGGUCAAACUGUAUUCAUUUCCCUUCCUGUCUGGUUUCUUCGUCUAUAUAAAUAAAAAUGUAAUGUUCGUUUGUGGAA
Messenger RNA from Anolis sagrei ordinatus, 1140 nucleotides. Lineage: Eukaryota; Metazoa; Chordata; Lepidosauria; Squamata; Anolidae. The record is from RefSeq and is a predicted model, not a curated record.